Molecule: messenger RNA, 1328 nt
Organism: Drosophila grimshawi
Lineage: Eukaryota; Metazoa; Arthropoda; Insecta; Diptera; Drosophilidae
Gene: Or83c
Product: putative odorant receptor 83c
Exons: 5
Coding region: 92-1273 (393 amino acids)
Biological process (GO): detection of chemical stimulus involved in sensory perception of smell; sensory perception of smell
Cellular component (GO): plasma membrane
Molecular function (GO): odorant binding; olfactory receptor activity
Source: RefSeq, a predicted model, not a curated record
AGGCAAAAGUUUUGCUCAGUGACAAUUAUAACGUUGGGACGAUGUGGACUAUAAAAGGCUGCUGCCCGAGCUGAACAGACAAAUAGUCAGCAUGAGGCCGUCGGUGCGAAUUAACGAUCUCGUCGCGAAUAUCAACUACUUCGCCAGGCUGCUGGGAUUGGAGAUAUUGGUGCCACGUCUUAAACUCGUCCCUCGCACCUGGUUCUUAAUGAUGGUGCCUGUGAGCUAUACGAUUUUUUGUGUCCAUUGGACGGUUAAGCAGACUCAGCAUCACUGGAUGGAUGGCUUGAAAUCGGUCGUCAUGCUCGGUGGCCUCAUCAAUGGCUGUUGCCAGUUAAUUACUAUCCUACAGCGACAUUCGGACAUUAAGCAAUUGUUGAACAACAUAAUUGCGAUAUAUGCAGAGUAUGAGCACCGCGGUGCGGACUAUUGGAAUGCACUCCACUUGGACAUUGCCCGCAUGCUCAAUGUAUGCCAAAUCAUUCGCAUUGGCUACCUGGUCUCAUUCGUUGUGAUGUGUGCAAUGCCGGGAAUCUUUUUACUCUAUGAUGGCAGACAUGUAACGAUUAUGCAGUACGAGAUACCCGGCCUACCAAUAGAUACCAACUUGGGAUACAUACUCACCUAUGUGCAACAUUUGAUUUCGACCGCCCUGGGUGGUCUUUUCUUUUAUAUGGGUGAUUUGAUGGUGUUACUCUCGCUAAUGCAGAUUCUCCCAUUUGCGCACAUUUUUCAGCUAAAAGCAGCCGCCCUCAAUGAUGCACUGCAUCAUAAAGAGCAGUCAAGAUAUCUAGCUACUGUGGGAGUCUUUGUAGAUACUGAUGUAGAUGUACUGUUGUUGGAUCUAAUCAACUGGCAUCAGUUGUUCACCGACUAUUGUCAGAUUGUGGAGCAUACCUUUGAUUUUAUGAUCGCUGCUCAGGUGCUCUCCUCGGCCAUCUCAAUUUUGGUUUGCUUUUGCGUAAAUCUCAGCGGAUUUCAUUCGGUAUCCACCAUCUAUCUAUUGGUCAGCGCCUACUCCAUGCUGGUCUACUGUAUUGUGGGCACCCAGGUUGAAUACGCUUACGAUGACGUGUAUGAGAUUAGCUGCAACAUUAGUUGGUAUGAGCUAAGCUGCGCCCAGCGAAAAUUGUUUCUGCUGUUGUUGAAGAAGGCGCAAAAUAUGCCAACUAUCGUUAUGCUUGGCAUUCUGCCACUAAGUGUGCGUACAGCGCUGCAGAUCAGCAAACUCAUUUACAGCAUUUCAAUGAUGGUGAUGAAAAAUCGCAACUAAAAGGAAAACUUAUUAACUUCAAAUAAGUUUGCUUCACAAUCAAAUAAAUUAAAGU